UUCCUGGUUAAUUACUACUUUUAUUACCCAUUCAGCAUUUCUCUCUUUAACCAAAAGGAUAUAUCACACCGCCUUGGAGAAGACGAAGAAACAAACAACUUCUUCUAUAAACCCCUCCUCUCCCCUCCCAACGAAGCCUCUCUGGGUUUUUCGAGGUUGCGUUUUCCGAUAGACGUUUCCUAGCGCUCUACUCCUCUUAAAGCCUCCACCUUUUAUUCUCGAUACUCUCUCUAGACAUGGCUGGAACCGCUUCUUCUUCUUCCGAUAGCCUCGCCACUAGUUUCCCUCUCCUGGAAACAGCAGAUUUGUUCCAGGAGUUGUCUUUAGGUUCAGAUGGGAGUGAGGUCCCUAGGAACCGUUACAAGGGUUCUCUUCAGCACCAGUAUGGACAUGUACCUUCUGGUGCAUUCACUGCUCCAUCUCUCCAUGGAAGCGAAAGAAGGCCUAACCUUCCAAAUGGUGGAGACCUGUUUGGUUCAUACCCGUGGGGUUACUACCCAUCAAACCAUCCUUCCGGUGGUUACCCGGAUCAGAGCUUUGGUUAUGGCCACAACAGCAGUUCAAACACCUUUUCACAUCUCAUGAAUCCACACAGUUCACAAGAUGCAAUGAGCUUUGACCAAUUUGGAUAUAAUGAUCAUAUGUAUUCCAACAAUGGACUGUAUGGACUAUACGGGAAUGUAAUAGACUCAGGCCAUGCUUACGGAACGUUUGGUUAUGAUUCAUGGAAGCUGGGGAGAGGAUGGUACCCUGUUGAUGGUUAUAAAAAGACCAGAAGCUUCAACUACGGGCGUGGCUACAGCGAAGAGAAAGCAGAUAGGCUUAACGAGCUUUGCAGAGGACCAAGGAGCAGUGACGGUCUUAACUCUACAAUGAAGCAAGACGUUCCAGUGGUAGAUCUCCAGCGUUACAACGGGGAGAGUUUCCCUGAGACGUUCACCAAAGCGAAGUUCUUUGUGAUUAAGUCGUACAGCGAAGACGAUGUUCACAACAGUAUAAAGUAUGGUAUGUGGUCGAGCACACCAACUGGUAACAAGAAGUUGAAUGCUGCUUAUCAAGAGAGCUCUCCAGAUUGUCCUGUGUAUCUUCUGUUCUCGGUUAAUGCAAGUGGACAGUUUGUUGGUGUUGCGGAGAUGACAGGCCCUGUUGAUUUCAACAAGACGAUGGAGUAUUGGCAGCAGGAUAAAUGGAUUGGUUGCUUCCCUGCGAAGUGGCAUAUCAUCAAAGACGUACCAAACAGUCUAAUGAGGCACAUUACGCUUGUGAAUAACGAGAACAAGCCUGUCACUAACAGCAGAGACACUCAAGAGGUGAAACUGGAAGAUGGAACCAGAAUCAUAAAGAUAUUCAAGGAGUAUAUGAGCAAGACAUGUAUACUUGAUGAUUUCAAGUUUUAUGAGACUAGGCAGAAGAUAAUCAGAGAUAAGAAGAUCAAGCAGAAGAAACAGGUCCUUGAUGGAGCUUCUGUGGAAACGAUUCACUGAAGUCAAUGGGAGGAAAGAUGAUGACUUUUAAUUGAAAAACAGUUUGAAUUAUGUUUUUUUUAAUCUUCAGGCUUUGGAGAACCUAAUACACCAUUAUAUAUGUGGUUUUCUAUGCUUUUUUCUAGACAAGGUUACAUUGUGUUUUGUUCCUUUGUAUAAGGAGGACGCACAUCUGAUAAAACAAAACUCAUGAUUUGUUUUUCUUCC
Raphanus sativus (radish) is the source of this 1691-nucleotide messenger RNA. Its product is annotated as YTH domain-containing protein ECT1-like. Gene Ontology annotation, cellular component: cytoplasm. The transcript has 7 exons. Gene Ontology annotation, biological process: mRNA destabilization. NCBI's taxonomy places the organism in Eukaryota, Viridiplantae, Streptophyta, Magnoliopsida, Brassicales, Brassicaceae. The record is from RefSeq and is a predicted model, not a curated record. The coding region runs from base 237 to 1484 and encodes 415 amino acids. Gene Ontology annotation, molecular function: mRNA binding.